Molecule: messenger RNA, 987 nt
Organism: Laetiporus sulphureus 93-53
Lineage: Eukaryota; Fungi; Basidiomycota; Agaricomycetes; Polyporales; Laetiporaceae
Exons: 4
Coding region: 1-987 (328 amino acids)
Biological process (GO): intra-Golgi vesicle-mediated transport
Cellular component (GO): COG complex
Source: RefSeq, a predicted model, not a curated record
AUGCUCGAUUUCUCUGUCAGGAAUCACAACUAUGCCGAUGUUCUCCUUCUCGCACACCGCUCCAAUUCCAUCUCUAGGUGUUUCCCCUCCAACCCGCUCGUGCAGUGCGUCAAGGCCGAAUGCGAUGCGCGUGUGGAGGCGAUGCUCGGCCAGCUUCUACGCAUGCACAGCGAGCAGGCCAAGCUCCGCCCGCUCUUCUGCGUGGUUGGCUUCCUCCACAAGAUGGAUAUCCCCUUCAAGACUAUCGAGAUUGCGAAGAAGGCGGCAGAGAGCACGAGACGGAGGCGCGAGAUAUCUAAAGAGAACUUGCUGUCUCUGCUCCGAGGACCUCCGCAUAUCCCUGAUCCGUCCUUACCUACCUCGCUGCUUACACAGUUGGUUUACUGUGCCAACUCUUUCGCGCGUGUGGGGGUGGAUCUCAGGGCGCUGCUCGCGCUGAUUUUCAUUGACGCGGUGUGGAGUGGAGUGGUGCCGAAAAGGAAAUUGAGGAGGCCAUUAAAUGCCGGUCUGAAAGGUUGGGUCAUGCAGGGAGAGCGGUACGAACGGGUCUCAAGCCAACUUAGCAAUAUCUGCUGCCAGACCUUCUCAGUUUUCGUGGCCUCGACAUCACUUGCCUCUCCGCCGCUUCCUACGAAGGCGAAAUUGAAUACGGUCAUAUCUGGCCCACCGGACGAUCAUCCGCCCACACUUGUCUCGUACCCUGCUCUAGCACAAUCUGCCAAAAUGCAUUCCUACAGGCCUCAACAGCCUCCGUACGCUUGCUCUCGUAGAAGUGCUCGACGACCUCUGUCGGCGGCAGAACAAUAUUUAAAUGGCGGUGGGGAAGAGGAACAGAAGCAUUUGGAGGUGGUGAGGGCAGCGGGGACGGCCUAUGUGGAGGUGUUCGUGCCAUUCUUGAGGCGGGCUCUGGUGGAGGUGUAUGGCGUUGUGAUGAAAGACAAAGAGAUUCCGAUGGAAAAGGAGCUGCGGGUUACUUUGGAAAGAUAG